UGGAGUUCAUAGCAUACUUUGUGGCUGAGCUGAAAAAUCGAGGUAAGUAUGCUAUGCGAUUAAAAUUCAAUAAAUCGAACUUUAAAAAUACUUUCAAAUUUUGAGAAUCAAUCAAAAUUACCUGUUCUCAUUUUCAUACACCCGAACAUGAAUAUUAAUCCAAUAAUCCGUUCUGUAUUGAGCCACCUCCGAGGGCAAACCAUUAGGAGCUUUCUGGUUGUCUUGCCCGAUCGCAGUCGUAUAGAAAAACAGCUUAAACUGGAGGAGCUGAUAACGGAACGUGGAGUUUUGGAUAUGCGAUCUCAUGAGCUAUCGAUUCAGCAAAAGCGGGUUGAGGCAAAUCUAACCGAUCUGACUCGCUGCAUUAGGGGCAUGGAGUUCGAUUUGAAGGUGAAUUCCCAUCUGGAGAACAAGGAAAACAAAGAACCACGUGGAAGCACUGCGUCGCAUGUUGCCCCGCCAAGCGAUAAGAAAUCACCGAAAGUCGGUGAUUUCAGCGAAUAGCAAAAUCCCCUCGGGUGCUUCCCAAUCCCUGGGGCCGUACUACGGGUAUAAAAGCACUCAUUGCGCCGGAGAUUGGCAUUCAGAAACAUUUGAGAUUGCCAACCAUGAAGCUGUUUGC
This is a messenger RNA of Drosophila takahashii, 622 nucleotides long. The record is from RefSeq and is a predicted model, not a curated record. NCBI's taxonomy places the organism in Eukaryota, Metazoa, Arthropoda, Insecta, Diptera, Drosophilidae.